AUGGAGCAGCAGCAGCAGCAGCACGCCAAGGUGGAGCGUUUCCUGAAGCUGGGUUACUGCCACAGCGACAUCCUGCGGGUCCUGGACAGCCUCCGGCACGACGCCCAGACCAACGACAUCCUGGAGGAGCUGAUCAAGACCUGCCACACCCGCAGCGACCACACGGGCCCCAACAGCCCCAAACUGGUGUCCCGAGGCUGCAGCCCCGGUCCCAGUCAGCCCAGACCAGCAGCAGACCAGGAACCAGUGGCCGGCUUCAGACCAGUGGUGAUAGACGGCAGCAACGUGGCCAUGAGCCAUGGGGACAAGAAGGUGUUCUCGUGCCAGGGCCUCCUGCUGGCAGUGAACUGGUUCUGGGACAAAGGGCUGAGGGACAUCACGGUGUUCGUCCCUCUGUGGAGGAAGGAGCAGCCGCGACCCGAGGCGCCCAUCACAGAUCAGCAUGUGCUGCAUGAGCUGGAGAGGAGGAAGAUCCUGGUGUACACGCCGUCUCGCUGCGUCAACGGGAAGCGGGUGGUGUGCUACGAUGACCGUUACAUCAUCAAGCUGGCCUUCGACUCCGACGGCAUCAUCGUCUCCAACGACAACUACCGCGACCUGCAGACGGAGACGCCCAAGUGGAAGAAGUUCAUCGAGGAGAGGCUGCUGAUGUACAGCUUCGCUAACGACAAGUUCAUGCCUCCAGACGAUCCUCUGGGCAGAAACGGUCCCACCAUCGAUGAUUUCCUUCGGAAGAAGCCGUGGACUCCAGACAACAAGCUGCAGCACUGCCCUUAUGGAAAGAAAUGUACUUAUGGUGUCAAGUGUAAGUUCUACCACCCGGAGCGGGCCAACCAGUCGCAGCUGUCCGUGGCCGACGAGCUGAGGGCCCUGAGGGCCAAGAGCUUCUCGCCCAAACCAAGCCUGCAGGACACAGGCUUCAGUCCCGCCGUCCACCAGCCGGAGCUCAGAUACACUCCUCCUCUGGCUGAAGAUCAGCUGAGAGCUUCACCCAGCGAGCUGCUCUACCUCAGAGACAGCAGCAGCCCCAGGAUCAGCUUCCACCCCAACCAGGAGGUGGACGAGGCCUUCAGCUCCAUGGAGAGCUCCAUGUCCAGGUUCUCCAUCCACGUCCAUGACGGUCCCUACAGCGUGGAGCGUCCUCCCCACAGCUACAGCAGCGGAGUGGCCAGCUACAGGAGCCACGACGACUUCUCCCACUCCGGCUCCUUCAGCGGGAGCAGCAGGAGGCCCUGCCUGGCCGGAGGAGGAGGAGGAGGAGGAGGAGGAGGAGGAGGAGGCUACUACUCCCACUCCCACCACAGCAGUGACCUCCACCAGGUGUGCAGCCAGUGCAGGUGCCACCAGGACACCAGGAUGUCUCCUCACCACCACCAUGCUUGGGGCUCCUGCCCGUCUCUGCCUCCUCACAGCAGGGAGCCUCCUCAUUUCCCAGAGAACCAGUACCUGAGGCCCCCCAGGCAGAGCCAGAGCCUCCCCAGGGACCCCUGGCAGGGCGGGGCCAAGGGCCCCUGCAGCGAGCAGAGGAAGGGCCUGAGGAGCCAGCUGAGCACGCUGUUCCCUCAGAGCACCGUGGAGCAGGUGAUGAACAUCUACCCUCAUGUCUCAGACAUGUCCCAGCUCAUCUCCCUCAUCCAGAGCUACAGAACCAGCCACAUCUCCUUCUAG
This is a messenger RNA of Centropristis striata (black sea bass), 1668 nucleotides long. RefSeq names its product endoribonuclease ZC3H12A-like. Gene Ontology annotation, biological process: nuclear-transcribed mRNA catabolic process, RNase MRP-dependent; 3'-UTR-mediated mRNA destabilization. The record is from RefSeq and is a predicted model, not a curated record. Gene Ontology annotation, molecular function: metal ion binding; mRNA binding; RNA endonuclease activity. Bases 1 to 1668 code for a protein of 555 amino acids. The transcript has 6 exons. Gene Ontology annotation, cellular component: nucleus; cytoplasmic ribonucleoprotein granule. NCBI's taxonomy places the organism in Eukaryota, Metazoa, Chordata, Actinopteri, Perciformes, Serranidae.